Messenger RNA from Leptomonas pyrrhocoris, 1117 nucleotides. Its product is annotated as mutt/nudix family protein-like protein. The record is from RefSeq and is a predicted model, not a curated record. Gene Ontology annotation, biological process: NADP+ catabolic process; NAD+ catabolic process. Bases 122 to 1117 code for a protein of 331 amino acids. Gene Ontology annotation, molecular function: NADH pyrophosphatase activity. Lineage: Eukaryota; Euglenozoa; Kinetoplastea; Trypanosomatida; Trypanosomatidae. The transcript has a single exon. Gene Ontology annotation, cellular component: cytosol.
AGGUGCGAAGGGACGCACCUUCACUUUCGCACACGCACUGUCGUUGGCUAUUUAACGCGGCAGCGCAACAACUUUUCUUCUGCUGCUGAACCGAUCUAUUCUAUUUGAGUAAUUAUUAGAAAUGCGCAGCGUGCUGGCGAAGUCCUCGUUGCUGUCCUUCCCGCUCGCGGACGUUGCUGUAAAUCGAUACGAGAAGGAGCGCCGCGAGGACGGCUUUAUCCAGCGCCGCGUCUGCGCAGGUGCGAACCCGUGUGUGGUGGUGUGCAAGGAGGACGGCUCGAAGGUGCUGCUGAACGGCGGCCCGACCAGCUGGCUGCACGCGGUGACGGAACCGAGCAGCGAGUCUUUUCUGAAGAUUGCGUUGACGGACGCCGUGUACGUCGGCGAGGACACGACGCAGCCGCGCAAUGUGUUCGUGGUGGGCUCGCAGGAGGUGGAGAGCGACUACGCGGAGCACCGUGACUGGGUCGCUCCCAUGUCGGUGUUUCCCGCGUUGAGCGCCGCCGAGCAGUCCCUCCUGAGUCUGGCGCUGUCGCUGAAGCAGUGGGCUGCGCUGACUCCGUUUUGUGCGCGCUGCGGCAGCUCGAUGCACUCGACGGACUACGGUCUGACGCGUGCCUGCACGGGCUGCAAAAAUCGCAUUUACCCCCCGGUGGUGCCGGCGAUGAUUGUGGCGGUGCUGGACGGCAAAGGCAGCGUCAUCAUGUCGCAGCGUCUUCGGCCUCACAAGGAUGCGCGCGGUAAGCCGAUGCGUACGGUGCUGUCGGGCUUUGUGGCCCAGGGAGAAUCGAUGGAGGAGACGGUUGUGCGCGAGGUGCUGGAGGAGACGGGUGCGAGGGUGACAAGUCUGCGGUACGUCGGCUCGCAGCCGUGGCCCACGCCCUACGAGCUCAUGACAUGCUACUACGCGGUGGCGGAGGACAGCCCAAAUAUUACUGCGGACGCAGACGAGCUGACGAGUGUGCAUUGGGUGCCCAAGGCAGAGGUGCGACAGGCUUUGGCAGGCCAGCACCCCGACUAUGCCGUUGUGCCCGACUUUACGGCGGCGCACGUGCUACUUUCCAAAUGGGCGAACGGAGAGGUGGAUGACCGCGGCCAGCCGACGCGCAAGGAGUAG